Messenger RNA from Megalobrama amblycephala (Wuchang bream), 3132 nucleotides. It is a transcript of the gene pank2, whose product is annotated as pantothenate kinase 2. The transcript has 7 exons. Gene Ontology annotation, molecular function: pantothenate kinase activity; ATP binding. Lineage: Eukaryota; Metazoa; Chordata; Actinopteri; Cypriniformes; Xenocyprididae. The record is from RefSeq and is a predicted model, not a curated record. The coding region runs from base 996 to 2063 and encodes 355 amino acids. Gene Ontology annotation, biological process: coenzyme A biosynthetic process. Gene Ontology annotation, cellular component: cytosol; nucleus.
GAGUAUAGUGAACUCAUUGUCAUGUUCAAGAAACCAGUUUGAGAUGAUUUGAGCUUUGUGACAUGCCAUGUUAUUCUGUUGUGCUGUGGUCAUAAAUGGAUGGACAUGAUCAGCAACAAUACUCAGGUUGGCUGUGGUGUUUAAACGAUGCUCAAUUGGUACUUACGGGCCCAAAGUGUGCCAGGAAAAUCUCCCCCACGCCCUUACACCUGCAGCCUGAACCGUUGAUACAAGACACAAUGGAUUCAUGCUUUCAUGUUGUGUACACCAGAUUCUGACCCUACCAUCUGAAUAUCGCAGCAGAAAUUGAGACUCGGACAACGUUUUUCCAAUCUUCAAUCUAAUUUUGGUGAGCCCAUGAAAAUUGUAGCUUCAGUUUCCUGUUCUUAGCUGGCAGGGGUGGUCUUCUGCUGCUAGAGCCCACUUGACGUGUUGUGCAUUCAGAGAUGCUCCUCUGCAGACCUUGGUGGUAACGAGUGGUUAUUUGAGUUACUGUUGCCUUUUUAUCAGCUCGAACCAAUCUGGCCAUUCCCUUCUGACCUCUGGCUUCACCAAGGCAUUUUCACCCAUAGAACUGCCACUCACUGGAUAUUUUCUCUUUUUCCUGACCAUUUUUUGUGUAAACCUGUGAAAAUCCCAGUAGAUCAGCAGUUUCUGAAAUACUCAGACUAGCCCGUCUGGUGCCAGCAACCAUGCCACUUUCAAAGUCCCUUAAGUCACCAUGUGAUUGGCUGAUUAGAUAUUUGCGUCAACAAGCAGUUGAACAGGUGAACCUAAUAAGGCCGGUGAGCGUGUGUGUGUAUCUGUCAUCUCAGAUGUUUAAAUAUUCUUGAUUAUAAUUACAAUCAUUUUGAUAACCUAUUAAACCUAAUUCCAUGCAGUAAAAAUAUUUUAAAUUAGUCAGUGUUGACAUCAUCAAAUGCAACUAUUCAACCCUACCCAAGUGAUUGUGUGAAGAACAUUUAUGAAAAAUUUAAGCUUUCCCAUGGUUUGGCAUGGACAUUGGUGGCACAUUGGUGAAGCUGGUCUACUUCGAGCCCAAAGACAUUACAGCAGAGGAAGAACAGGAGGAGGUGGAGAGUCUGAAAAGCAUCCGUCACUACCUCACCUCACAUACCGCCUACGGCAAAACAGGUAUUCGAGAUGUCCACCUGGAGCUGACUGACCUCACCCUUUGGGGCCGCAAGGGCAGUCUGCACUUCAUUCGCUUUCCCACACAUGAGCUGCCUGCCUUCCUGCAGAUGGGCCGAGACAAGCACUUCUCCAGUCUGCACACGACCCUCUGUGCCACUGGAGGUGGUGCAUUUAAAUAUGAGGCUAACUUCCGUACAAUGGCCAAUCUGCAGCUGUUGAAGCUGGAUGAGCUGGAAUGUCUGAUAAAGGGGGUUCUGUACAUUGACUCGGUGGUCUCAAGUGGUCUAUCUGAAUGUUACUAUUUUGAGCACCCAACAGACCCUGAGCGUUGCGAGCAGAGGGCAUACAACCUGGAGAACCCCUAUCCUUUGUUGCUUGUCAACAUUGGCUCAGGUGUCAGCAUACUGGCUGUAUACUCCAAAGACAACUACAAGCGUGUCACUGGAACCAGUCUUGGUGGUGGUACAUUCCUUGGUUUGUGCUGCCUGUUGACUGGAUGCUCCACCUUUGAGGAGGCAUUGGCAAUGGCCACAGAAGGGGAAAGCACACGUGUAGAUAAACUAGUCAAGGACAUUUACGGUGGUGACUAUGAGCGAUUUGGCUUGCCAGGAUGGGCUGUUGCCUCCAGCUUUGGGAACAUGAUGUGUAAGGAGAAGAGAGACUCUGUCUCAAAGGAGGAUCUGGCUAGAGCAACACUUGUCACCAUCACAAACAACAUUGGCUCAAUCACACGCAUGUGUGCGCUUAAUGAGAACAUUGAAAGAGUGGUGUUUGUUGGGAACUUCCUGCGAGUGAACACAUUAUCCAUGAAGUUGCUUGCUUAUGCUUUGGACUACUGGAGCAAAGGACAACUCAAAGCCCUAUUCCUUCGACAUGAGGGAUAUUUUGGUGCGGUUGGUGCACUUUUGGAAUUACCAAACCCAUUCUGAUCUACUAAUCAAUCUUAGUUCAUGUCUUUUACCAAAAGACGUAUUUAUGCAAACAGACCAAAGUUGCCUUCAAAAUAUCAGACAUGCCCUCAACUAUAAAGUCAUCUACCACAUACCAAAAAUAUUAUAGUCACUAUAAUAAUAACAUUCAGGUCACAUAAUCAGGAUUAACCACAUUAUAAUACUAGUUUUGGGAAUUGCUGCAAGCGAUUUAGACCCUUUGAACAUUUUCAACGUCUUAUAUUAUGGCAUGUUAAAAUCAACAGCUGAUAUGAGAAUAAACCAAUAAGAUCUGAUCUAUAGCUUAUAUCAGCACUUUUUAGUCACAAUGAAGUGAUUAGAUAUCAUUUAUAAUACUGAAAUGUGUCCGCUAUCAUCUUAUAUUGACUGUACAACAGUUACUGGUUAUGGAUUGAAUUUGCAUCAAGCAGCAGUACAGAGAUUGAAACCUGUAUUGUUUGUGGUUGUAAGUGACAGUAAUCAUUACCCCGGUAUACAGUACAUUUCACUAUUUUUGAGGCACAAUCAUCAUUUACUCAAAAGCAAGCAGAUAUCACUCAGGCAUUUUUCUUUUUCAUUUUGCUCUAUACUUUAUAUAACUGAUGCAAUAUAUAAUUGUUGUGGAGGUCUGGUGUAUAAAAAGUUAUUUUAUGCUAAGUGAGAAUUUCAGAAUGUAGCUCAUAUUAUGUUUGUGAAUCUUGACAGCAUUUUGCAUUAAACAACUGUUAGAGAGAAAGGGACCAGGCAAAACUUUGACCUUUUAUCAGGGAGUGGAACAAAAACUUUUACACUAUGGAUAAUUCUCUUCUUCAAAGCUGAGAUUCUGUCUAAUCGUUUUUUGUGCUCUGUUACUUUCUCCUCAUAGUCUGUUGUAUAUUACUUGCUUGAUUGCUCAUGUCUGUACAGGUAAUAGGCAGUUUGUUCCUGCACCAGCAAAUAUCAUGCUUGCAUUUUGUUUGUUUAAAACAACACUGUGGUAUUGCGUUCUUCAACAAAACGGCCUUUGUACCUUUUUAAUCCAAAUGAUUGUCAAUUUUCUUUGUAAUAAAAUAUGUAAAUCACAAUAUAA